CUUUGGAAAAGCAAUUUGGCAACUCGGCGGACUAAAAAUUGUCAUUUCAAGAUGGCAACCACAGGAGUAGGAUCAGCGGAUGUGGUGGUGCCACGAAAUUUUCGACUUUUAGAAGAGCUUGAGCAAGGUCAGAAAGGAGUCGGUGAUGGAACUAUCAGUUGGGGUUUGGAAGAUGACAGUGAUAUGACCCUGUCUCACUGGACUGGCAUGAUCAUUGGCCCCCCUCGAACUGCAUUUGAAAACCGCAUGUACAGCUUGAAAAUUGAGUGUGGUAUGAAAUACCCUGAAGAAUGUCCACUGGUCAGAUUUACCACUCGGAUCAAUAUGAAUGGUGUGCACAACACAACAGGAAUGGUUGACAAAAGGAUGGUCAGCAUCUUGAUUAAGUGGCAGCGUAACUACACGAUCAAAACAGUACUGCAGGAAUUAAGACGAAUGAUGACUUUGAAAGAGAACAUGAAGCUGCCCCAGCCACCAGAGGGAACCAACUUUUAAGAUUAAUUCGUUCCACUUUUUUUGUCCUUUUUGUUGAAAGCACGAGCAGUCAUACAGAAAAGGGUCUUUGAUGGAAAGGGACAGAGACCUGUCUUUUUUUGUUUGAUGUGGCCUUUGAUGUCCAUUCGCUAAAGAAAUCGACUCAGAAACAGUAACUUGAAUCUUUCAGUUUGGUAUUUCUCCUCUCUCAUUCCUAUUUGAAUUUUUUUGUUGAUUUCUUGCUUGAUGGGAGGGGAAAUCCAGUGCUGGGUCUGUCAACUCAAGUCAGUUAGGUCAUGAAAUAAAAAAUAUCCCUCCUG
Molecule: messenger RNA, 794 nt
Organism: Daphnia carinata
Lineage: Eukaryota; Metazoa; Arthropoda; Branchiopoda; Diplostraca; Daphniidae
Gene: Uev1A
Product: ubiquitin-conjugating enzyme E2 variant 2-like
Exons: 4
Coding region: 52-495 (147 amino acids)
Biological process (GO): protein K63-linked ubiquitination; DNA damage tolerance
Cellular component (GO): nucleus
Source: RefSeq, a predicted model, not a curated record